Syngnathus typhle (broad-nosed pipefish) is the source of this 469-nucleotide messenger RNA. RefSeq names its product cytochrome c oxidase subunit 7B, mitochondrial. Gene Ontology annotation, biological process: mitochondrial electron transport, cytochrome c to oxygen. The transcript has 3 exons. Bases 3 to 350 code for a protein of 115 amino acids. The record is from RefSeq and is a predicted model, not a curated record. Lineage: Eukaryota; Metazoa; Chordata; Actinopteri; Syngnathiformes; Syngnathidae.
GCAUGCGCCGGGACAACGAAACGUCACUUCCGCUCUUUGGCUGCAAAACGGCCAUAUUUGCACUUGUGCUGUUCAAGGGUAUCUUCCACCUACCUAAAGCCAGACUCGUCGACAUGUAUAGAUUCACCAAAGCCGUCGUCAACAUCAGCGGUCAAGCAGCACGCCAAGUGAGACACGGAUCCACCGCUCCGCAGGACUUCCACUCAAAGUAUGGCACCGGCGUGUUGCUCGGCGGCUUCGCCUUCUGCACCGCUGUGUGGUCAUACGUGGUGACUCAGACAGGCAUCACUUGGAAUUUGUCCCCUGUUGGGAAGAUCAAGCCCCAACCAUGGAGGGAGGCUGAUGAGUAAAAGAAAAACAAGCAGCCAUGGUUGAGAUCCAAACAGAAAUCUUUUGACUGUACAGCUGAGUAGUAAAUACCUGCCUGAGUGUGUUUCAUUAUUGUCCAAAUAAAUUAAAUGUGAUUCUA